CGUGGCCGGUGUGGGAUGUGGGCGCGUACGAACCGCGCGGCGGAGGAGUUUUAUGCUCGUCUUCUGCAGGAAUUUAAUGACGAAAAGAAAGGAGUCUGUAAAGAUCCGUUCAUCUAUGAGGCUGAUGUCCAAGUGCAGCUGAUCAGCAAAAGCCAACCAAGUCUUCUGAAAACGAUUCUAAAUGAAGACGACUCUGUGUUUCUUGUGGAAAAAGUGUUUUUGGAGAAGGAAGAAACAAGUCAUGUUGAAGAACCACAAUCUGAAGAAACUGCUAUUUCUGAUAUCUCUACUGGUGAAAAUGUUAGGCCACUGGCCUUGCCAGUUGGGAGAGCAAGGCAGUUAAUUGGGCUUUAUACCAUGGCUCACAAUCCUAAUAUGACCCAUUUGAAGAUUAAACAGCCAGUUACUGCCCUUCCUCCUCUUUGGGUGAGAUGUGACAGUUCAGAUCCUGAAGGUACCUGUUGGCUAGGAGCUGAGCUUAUCACAGCAAAUGACAUCAUUACAGGAGUUGUCUUACAUGUGGUCACUUGUAAAGCUGAUAAAAAUUACUCUGAAGAUCUGGAAAAUCUAAAAAAUUUACACAAGAAACGACAUCACUUGUCUGCUGUAACAGCCAGAGGAUUUGCCCAAUAUGAGCUGUUUAAGUCCACUGAUUUGGAUGAUAUUGUCACCCCAUCACAAACUACAGUCACUUUGGAUCUUUCCUGGAGUCCUGUGGAGGAGAUUCUUCAAACCCCUCCCCUGUCUUCAACUGCAGCUCUGAAUAUCAGAGUACAAUCAGGAGAGCCCAGAAGUUGUUUGAAUCAUCUCCACAGGGAGCUGAAAUUUCUCCUGGUUUUGGCUGAUGGCUUGAGGACUGGUGUAACUGAAUGGCUUGAACCUCUGGAAACAAGAUCUGCUGUUGAAGUUGUGCAAGAAUUUCUGAAUGACUUAAAUAAACUAGAUGAAUUUGAUGAUUCUACAAAAAAAGAUACACAAAAAGAGACAGUGAACCAUGAUGCAGCUGCAGUUGACAGAUCUGUGCUUAUCACAGUGCGAGAGGAUCUUGAUUUUGCUGAACAGCUUUGGUGCAAAAUGAGCAGCAGUGUGGUUUCAUAUCAAGACUUGGUGAAGUGUUUCACGUUGAUCCUGCAGAGUCUGCAGCGUGGUGAUAUACAGCCUUGGUUGCAUAGUGGGAGUAACAGUUUACUAAGUAAGCUCAUUCAUCAGUCUUACCAUGGAGCCAUGGACAGUGUCCCUCUCUCUGGAACUACUCCACUUCAAAUGCUUCUGGAAAUUGGUUUGGACAAACUAAAGAAAGAUUAUAUCAGCUUUUUCGUCAGUCAGGAACUUGCAUCUUUGAAUCAUUUGGAAUACUUCAUUUCUCCGUCAGUAGCUACACAGGAACAGGUUUAUCGUGUUCAGAAACUCCACCAUAUUCUAGAAAUACUAGCCAUCUGUAUGCUUUUCAUUAAACCUCAGCAUGAGCUUCUCUUUGCUUUAACACAAUCCUGCAUAAAAUACUACAAACAAAAUCCUCUGGAUGAGCAACAUGUUUUUCAGUUGCCAGUCAGACCAGCUGCUGUAAAGAAUCUGUAUCAAAGUGAGAAGCCACAGAAAUGGAGAGUGGAAAUAAGCAGUAGUCAGAAGAAGGUGAAAACAGUGUGGCAGCUGAGUGAAAGCUCUCCUCUAGAUCAUUCCAGUUUUCACAAGCCUGAUUUGUCUGAGUUGACACUGAAUGGUAGUCUGGAAGAAAGGGCCGCUUUCAUUAAUAUGGUUACCUGCAGCCAGGUGCACUUCAAGUAACACGUGCUGAGGGUCCCUGCGAGCACAAACCAAAAAAGAAGCGGGGAGAAAGAUAAUCUUCAGAGCCUAAAAAAUAGACAUUACAUAAGUUUUUGAAGCAGAAAAGAAGUGUGCUCCUGAAGAUUCUCUGACAGAUGAAGGUGGAGAUGAGAUCCCGUCUCAGCUGUGGCUUCUGAGGAGGAGUGUUAGCAUCAGGGCAGCAAUGAGGAUGGAGAGGGCACAGACUGUGGGUACCACAAUCUCCGAAGCCACAUGCAUGUGCCUAAGCAAGGGCUCUGAAACGGACAGAGAACAUUCCUCCAGAAGUGAACUUGGUUUUGAAGCAAAAACUAGAGAAGAGGUACCACUGUGGAUUUUUUUGUUUUUGUUUUUAUAUUUUUUGGGGGGAGGAACUCUGUAGACCAGACUGACCUCCAGCUCGAAGAUCUGCCUGCUUCUGCCUCCCAAGUGCUGGGACUAAAGGUGUGCACCACCACCACCCAGUUUACCACUGUGGUAUCUAAUUGUCCACAUUUUUUUUUAAAAAAGGAACCAAGCUAGUAAAUCAAACCUAUUUUGAAAUGGUGUUCUGGGGGCAUAGUGCCAAGGUGGAACAUUCACUUGGCGUGCAGAGCCCUGGGGAAUCCCUACCAUCACACAAAACUUACAUGAGAGCUGGAAGUGUCACAGAAAAUCUGAGAAUGCCUAGAUUUGGUUCUUUCACUGGAACUUCUGUGAGCCUAAAUAUAGAUAAUAUUUAUGCUGGCAUUAAUUUGAAAAUAUUAGCACCCUUAUUCCAUGGAUCCUCUAGAUUUUUACUGAGUAACUUGUAAAAGAACCCUUUUGGCUGGGUGUGGUGGUGCAUGCCUUUAGUUCAGCACUGGAGAGGCAGAAGCAAGCAUGGUCUACAGAGGGAGUUCCAGGACAGCCAAGGCUACAAAGAGAAACCCUGUCUCAAAAGAAAAAAAUAAAGAAUCCACUGGAAUCAUUUCUAA
Molecule: messenger RNA, 2759 nt
Organism: Peromyscus eremicus (cactus mouse)
Lineage: Eukaryota; Metazoa; Chordata; Mammalia; Rodentia; Cricetidae
Gene: Zwilch
Product: zwilch kinetochore protein
Exons: 19
Coding region: 16-1785 (589 amino acids)
Biological process (GO): mitotic spindle assembly checkpoint signaling; protein localization to kinetochore
Cellular component (GO): RZZ complex
Source: RefSeq, a predicted model, not a curated record